CCACAAAGGGUAUCGUUUUUCUGGUAUUGCUGAAGGAUUCUUUUUUGUCCCUAUCGCCAUUUGGUUUCUUUCAUCAAAUAUUAAACAAAUUCGCACUCUAUAUUCCUUCACCUCUCUCGAGACUUGCUCCUUCACAUCCUCCUUUCCUUCUUAUCAUGGGGACCUCUAUCAGGGUGUUUUCACCACCACCUGCAUUAAUCAGCAGCAGCAAGUUCUUGUUGCCGCCUACCUUUUCAGUUUCUUCUCCAAGAGCCUAUAAGACGUCGUCGAGAAAGCUGUGUCGUCAUGUGAUCCGAAGCAGCAAGUUUGGAAACUUUCUUGACUUGAAGCCAGAGUUACAGCCCGAGUACUUGAACUUUGAUCUCCCAUGGUUCGAACCAGCAUCUGAUCGGUCUCGCUUUGACGUGAUCAUCAUUGGCACCGGCCCGGCUGGUCUUCGUCUUGCGGAGCAACUGUCAUGCUAUGGAAUUAAGGUAUGUUGUGUUGACCCUUCCCCACUUUCUAUGUGGCCUAAUAACUAUGGGGUUUGGGUGGACGAGUUCGAGAGCUUGGGGCUUGAGGAUUGCUUUGACAAAAUAUGGCCUACGACUUGCGUGUACAUCAAUGAGAGCAGGACCAAACAUUUGAACCGUCGCUAUGGUCGGGUUUGUAGGAAAAAACUGAAAACGAAACUAAUGGAAGGAUGUCUCUCCAAUGGAGUCAUUAAGUUUCACAAGGCCAAGGUCUGGAAAAUUGAGCACCGGGAGUUUGAGUCUUCCAUUUUGUGUGAUGAUGGGAAUGAAUUGAAGGCAAGCUUAGUGGUUGAUGCGAGCGGCUUUGCAAGCACUUUCGUAGAAUAUGAUAAGAGAAGGAAUCAUGGGUAUCAAAUUGCUCAUGGAAUUUUAGUUGAAGUGGAUGACCACCCUUUUUAUUUGGACAAGAUGGUUCUCAUGGAUUGGAGAGAUUCCCAUUUAGGAAAUGAGCCUGAUUUGCGGGUUAGCAAUUCAAGGUUUCCUACUUUUCUCUAUGCAAUGCCAUUCGAUUCAAACUUGAUAUUCUUAGAGGAGACUUCUCUGGUUUCUCGGCCGGUGUUAUCAUAUAUGGAGGUGAAGAGAAGGAUGGUUGCAAGAUUAAGGCACUUAGGAAUUAGAGUUAGAAGGGUAUUGGAGGAUGAGAAGUGUUUGAUCCCAAUGGGAGGCCCUCUUCCCCGAAUCCCUCAGAAUGUGAUGGCCAUUGGUGGGACUUCCGGGGUCGUGCACCCUUCAACUGGGUACAUGGUGGCUCGGAUAAUGGCUCUAGCCCCUGUCUUAGCCAAUGCUAUUGCCGAGUGCCUUGGCUCAACCCGGAUGAUUAGAGGGCAGCCACUUUAUCAUAGAGUGUGGAAUGGCCUGUGGCCACUUGAGAGGAGAUAUACAAGGGAAUUUUACUCUUUCGGAAUGGAGACUCUUUUGAAGCUUGAUCUGGAAGGGACUAGAAGGUUCUUUGAUGCUUUCUUUUAUUUGGAUCCCUAUCAAUGGCAAGGGUUCCUUUCCUCAAGGUUGUCUUUCCAAGAGCUUGUUCUGCUAAGCUUAUCCUUGUUCGAGCAUGCCUCAAAUCCGUCCAGGUUUGACAUUGUUACAAAGUGCCCUGUGCCCUUAGCUAAAAUGGUGAGCAAUCUAGCACGGGAAGCUAUUUAAUGACCAUUUAAGGAUGGAAUGUUGCAGCAUGUAUCUUGAAUCUUGAUAUGUAAGAGGUUCAAAUAUUGUGGCUUCUUGAGUUUAAGAACAAGUUUAUAAGGGCUUUGCUAAUAGAUGCAUCUGUUAUUGAAACA
Messenger RNA from Juglans microcarpa x Juglans regia, 1789 nucleotides. Its product is annotated as capsanthin/capsorubin synthase, chromoplastic-like. The record is from RefSeq and is a predicted model, not a curated record. NCBI's taxonomy places the organism in Eukaryota, Viridiplantae, Streptophyta, Magnoliopsida, Fagales, Juglandaceae. The transcript has a single exon. Gene Ontology annotation, biological process: carotenoid biosynthetic process. Bases 156 to 1655 code for a protein of 499 amino acids. Gene Ontology annotation, molecular function: oxidoreductase activity, acting on paired donors, with incorporation or reduction of molecular oxygen.